CUUGAAUCGCUUUGCUUUCGAGAAGCACUUUGCUGCCCGCCGCGGCAUCGUGACAUUUUCGAAGCAGUACCACAUUGCGUCACAGGUACACGAGUUACCCCUCCACGACUCGCUCCUCCACACCAUAUCCGAUCCACCCACAAUUUGUCACGGGUGCUGGUAUGAGACAGCAUGGCAGACGACACCUGAUCUCCGCACUGCAGCACACCUCCACGAUCAUCAACGACCUGCGGGGAGAAGAGCAUGGCGAGCCGAUGCACAAGAGGGAAUAUGCAUUGCAGACGCCUCGAGCGUCACAUGCACAGCUGCACAUACACGUCACGGCUCAUGCCUAGACUAAUCGACGGCCUCCGCCGAGCACCAGUCUCGGCGCUGUGCCAUUGGCUAUAGCAUGACAAAAGUUUGGCGUUGAUGUCAAGGCUGGACGCUCGGUGACUCUCCCGCCAGCAGCGAGUGGUGGAGUGGAAAGAGCAUAUAAACACGUGGAUCCGCAGGAGCCCGCAAGCUUGACGCAGGGAUUAUUCUAUCUACCAGAUUCCGCUGGAGAGCCGGACAAGCAGCCAAUAUGGGUUUCGUUGAUAAGAUCAAGGGCAAGCUAUCUUCAUCCUCUACGGAUAAGAGAGCUAGCACCAUCUCACCCACCACACCUGCCAAUCCAGCUUCUGCUACUCCCGCCAACAACGCUACCACAUACGCGUCCGAGCCUGUCGCUGAAGACGACCCUCUACGAAGCAAGUCCAUCGAAACAGGAACAGGCGGCAGAAUGACGACGUAUACGGGAGUCUGCCACUGCAAGCACCAUGAGUGGACUGUCGAGCUCACUCCAGACCAGAGCAAGCAUAUUCUGUGCCACUGCGACACCUGCAAGAUCCUCGGAGGAGGCGCAUACACCAUGAACCAGAUCAUCCCCAAAUCCGCUCUCAAUAUCACCAAGGGCGGCGAGCCGAGCAAGUAUACUUAUUACGGUGACAGCGGGAAGGCUGUCAACUGCUACUAUUGCCCACAUUGCACCACGCAUAUCUACCAUCACCAAGAAGUGAUGGGUCCGGAUACGAUUGUCGCCCGCACAGGCUUGUUGAAGGAAGGAAGAGAUAAGUUCCCUGUCGGGGCGGAGAUUUUUGGAAAGGCAAAGAUGAGCUGGGAGCCGAAGAUUGCCGAGACUUUUGAGACUCUGCCGCCUGAGUAGGGCGGGUCGCUUUCUAGGAUUUAUUGGGGAUUCCGGGCCAAUGGACAUAGGACAAUUUCGAAAGAAUGAAAUCCACAUUGAGAACUUUGAAGAAUUGUCUGGAGCUUCCGUCUGCGCCUCUAUGUAUGCAGCCUGUGGCGGGUGAGAGCAGCGACGACUUACUUGACGCG
Messenger RNA from Cercospora beticola, 1356 nucleotides. Its product is annotated as GFA family protein. The record is from RefSeq and is a predicted model, not a curated record. Gene Ontology annotation, molecular function: carbon-sulfur lyase activity. NCBI's taxonomy places the organism in Eukaryota, Fungi, Ascomycota, Dothideomycetes, Mycosphaerellales, Mycosphaerellaceae.